ACCAUCUUCAACUAAGGGUUUUAGCAAUAUGCCUGAGAGCCACUGCCAGUCACUCAGGAGCUGCUGCAAUGCCCCACCACUCUCUGCCAUUGUACAUGGCUCUAAUCUUAUAAGCUUUGAAGAUGGGUUUUGUUUGCCCAGCAGCUGCCACAACAGAACCUGGCUCUUGGACAGCUCUCAAGAAACCCGCAGUGAAGCCACCAGCUGCCAAGUGACCAAUUGUGAACAGGACCAGUUCAGAGAGGAUACCUGUGCACAGAGUACCUGCCACUCCUCAGUUGUCCAAACAACGUGUUCCAAUUCCAAGCCCUGUGAAAGGACAACAUGCCCACCAGGAAGUUGUGCAGCAGUGCCGGAGAGUGCUUCUCAGACUUGCCAGCCAGCAAGCAAUCGGCACAGAGCUUUUGUAGCCCAGAGAUGCCAACCUGCAAGCUACAUGUUGCAGUAUCGUCCACUAAAGUCUUCUGUGUCUAGGUGUCACCAAACUCUGGAAUAUGAAUCUAGCCAAUGCCAAUCUCAGACCCUUACAUACAAUUCCUGUAGCCCUCUGGUCGAUGCUGCACCUGGGCCACAACUUCUGGAAUCUUCUAGCACUUAUGAGCCAACUUGCUGUGUUACUGGUGGUUUGCAAUUGCCUAGUAAGUGAAAAAAAAAUUGUAGAAGAUAUUAUUUAUACAUAUAUAUAUAUAUAUAAAUUGAUUUCUGUGAUAUUUAGGAUAUUCAUUUCUCUAAAUGUAAAAUAUUGUGUGUUUAUUAGUAAAUGAGCUUGUCUUUUUCUUCUGCGCUCUCCAAAGUAAGACUUUUUUUCUCUUUGGGGGAUUUCUGGUGGUACGUUGGGAUUGAAAAGCAUGUUAUAUAUUUUAGAUCACUAGACAUUAUUUAUUAUAGAGCAAUAAAUUUUAUCAGGGAAUAAAAUGAAUCCUUCAAAAGUUAACCUUACACUUUGUUCUAAUAGUUACCAUCUCUAGAAAUGAUUGACAUUGGAUCUGCUUAUUUACCAAUGUGCUAAUAAAUCAGAAAUCCAUAAAUGCCAGAAUUAAGAGAGACCUAAGCCCAUGUUUGUCUUAUGAAUUCAAAUAGACUCAAAUCUGCCAGAGACUGACUGCAGUUAUUAACAUUAUAAACAACUAAAAUCUGGGCCUAUUCAUUACCCAUUCACCAUUUUACCCACUGCAUCAAAACACAACUAAGUGAGCAAAGAGAUGGAAUCUACUGCUUAAAAAGUAUAUUUGAAUUCCAUUUCUAUGGACUCUAGGACCACAAAAUCCCCAAAGAUCUUUGAAAAAUGUUGAUUUCAAAUUUAGUAUCAUCACUAUUCUGCUAUUUCUUUUACUUUUUCACUAUUUCUUAAGUGAUUUAUAAGUUGGGGAAAUGUUCUUUCUGUUAAAUA
Molecule: messenger RNA, 1390 nt
Organism: Marmota monax (woodchuck)
Lineage: Eukaryota; Metazoa; Chordata; Mammalia; Rodentia; Sciuridae
Product: keratin-associated protein 27-1
Exons: 1
Coding region: 29-646 (205 amino acids)
Cellular component (GO): keratin filament
Molecular function (GO): structural molecule activity
Source: RefSeq, a predicted model, not a curated record